CACUAUUAUUUUUUGUUUCAAUUACCAAUUAUGAUUUUGGCUUUCACUCACACUCAUUUUAUUUUCAACUUUUCAGCGUAUGGCAUUGGUACUUCUACAGCAGACAGUAACACAUUAGAAGAAGACCAAGAUGUCGAUCUUGAUGCCCUACUCGGCGACCUCUGCCAAAUGGAGAUUGACCUCCAGCAAAAGAUUGAUGAGUCCAGCGCAAACUCGGCCUCCAAGACUUUAUCAGCGCCCCCUCCCACAUUCAAACCGACACCACCACCCGAUACGGACACCGGCCGUCUGCCCCCGCCACCGCCCAUGCCAGAUAUUAGUGAACAGGACGGUAUGGAGGAUGACCUUCCACCCCCGCCACCGAUGAAUGGUGAGGCCAGGAUGCCCCCACCGCCAGAAGACUUCCCUGCACCUCCAGAGGAAGAUGCAACCACUCCGGUGUCACCCACACCGACGCUUACACCAACACCCGGCGCCCUAGAUUCGCCCAUGACACCGACGACGCCAACACCAAGGCACACGGCACCGGUGCCUGCUCCAUCGGCACCGGCACAGAGGUCGGUGCACCACACCCAACCAACGACACACUUAGACUUCAGUGCCGCCAAUGGUAGUGUCAGAGCACCUGAUGUUAGUGUGACCUCACCUACGUCACCAAGCCCUACGGCUAGCUAUGCAGCGUUUGGAUUACCACCAGAUCAGUUAACACAAAGCGUGAGGGUGAAACUCAAGGACCUGGAGUCGCAGUUGGAGCUGGAUCCCAGUCUCUCGGAGGAGGAGAAAGCCGCCAAACUGAAGUCGGAGAAGAUCAAAAUAGCCCUGGAGAAACUCAAGAAAGCUAGGGUGCAGAAGCUGAUCGUGCGAGUGUACAUGGAAGAUGGAAGUUCCAAGACGAUGUUUGUUGACGAGACGAUGAGAGUUAGGCAAGUCAGUCACAUGCUGGUCGAGAAGAACCAUUUGGACGAGAGACCAGAUUGGACCAUCAUUGAACAGAUUCCAGAUCUCUUAAUGGAGAGAGCGUUGGAAGACCACGAGCAUCUGGUGACAGACGUGAUGCUGAACUGGAAGAGAGAAACAACCAACAGAAUCCUCUUCCAGGAAAGGAGAGACAAAUAUGCAAUCUUCAAGAACCCACAGAACUUCCUUCUCUCCCAGCAUGCAUCAGAGGUGGCGACGCAGUUCGCCGAGAAGUCGAAGCAGUCUCUGAUCGAGGAGUUCUUCAACGCCGGGAACCGGAUCCCCGAGAUAGAGGGCCCCCUCUGGCUGAAGCAGGAAGGCAAGAAGUCGUGGAAGAAACACUACUUCGUCCUCCGAGGAUCCGGUCUCUAUUACUCACCCAAGGGAAAAUCCAAGUCCACCAAAGACAUUGUUUGUCUUGUGCAAUUUGAACACACUAACGUCUACAGCGGUAUGGGUUGGAAGAAGAAACACAAGGCACCGUCAGAUCAUUGCUUCGCUCUCAAGCAUCCUCAAAUCCAGCAGAAAUCCAAAUACAUCAAGUACCUGUGUGCUGAAGACUAUAGGACGUGUCAGAGAUGGAUAGCUGGAUUAAGAUUAGCCAAGUACAAUAAGAUCCUACUCGAAAAUUUCAGCGACACGCAGCGUGAGAUGACGGAGUAUGCUUCCAGCGCUGAAAGUAUGUCACAAUCUAGCAGUCUGACUGAUACUGCUUCCCUCUCAAGUAUGCAGUCUAGCUCAAGCUCGCAAAGCUCAGGCAGUCUCCCCGCAACUCAUGGGUCCAGCCCCAGCAAUAGCAUCACAGCCAACCUCAACGCGCCCCUGGUCCUGCCUCCAAUGACCGCCCAGUAUCGCAAGAGCAGCAUGGGUAAUAUGUUUUCCAAUGCCUGGAAAAAAGGGCAGGAGGCCGAGACGCAUCACCAACUGUCUAUGCAUAGGGAGCGCUACAGCACCCGUUCCUCCUCUCUACCAUCAGGCAGGAUUUUAGACGAGGAGCCACCUCUUGAUAAUCGGCCGCAACUCAACAACCAAUCGAAAGCCAAUUCUGGCAACACGUUUGACGACCUGGACGUCCAGAAGGCGUUGUACGACCUGGAGAGCGAGAUCUGUGCUAGUCAUCCACCUAACAAUCCCACCCCACAACCUCCUCCUCCUACAACACAGCAGCAGGCAAGUAGUUAUAGGUCACCUGCAUCCCAAACUAUCACUGACAAUAGAAAUAACAGUAACGCCCUAACCCGGGUACAGGUAGUCGCUUUGCAUAACGAAGCAGUCUCGGUGACGGUGGCUGAUUCGGCGGGCGCACGCGGCUCCACGGUGUCGGACGAGCCGAUCUGGCAGUGCCAGGCCCCCACGCGGUCCAGCUUGCGGAGGAGCUCGGACACGCAGAUAGGUUGCAGGGGAACCCAGGGGAUCAUCGUCUCUGGGAGACAACGGGGCGGAAGCUUGGCGAGUGCAUGCGUCAAGAGGGUCAAGUUUAAAGAAGAGAUAGAGGAGAAGAUACCGGACAAUAGUCCGGGCUUCGAACCCGAGCAUGAGUACAGUUCCUCGCCACCAACCCCUCCUUUGCAUUCCCCUCCUCCGCUUACUAACCCAUCCUCAGCUAAACCCAUCCCUAACCAUUUUGCUUGUACACCAUCUCAUCUGGAUUGCUUGUCACCUCAGCAGAAUGCUACUGCACGAUCCCCUAGUCCUCCCCCACCUUCUUUCUUUACCCAAUGCAUGGCACAAACACCCUCAACCAGUGACUCCCAUCCCUCCUAUUCACAGCAGCUAGGACCUCAAACUCAGGCCAGUGAAUACCACCACCCUUACACCCACACCGCAACUGCUACCAGGGCCCAGCAGGAUGAUAUCGUCUACGGCCAACCCAUGACCUAUGCCGGAGGGCCGGAAAACUACCCCCAGCCCACGCAGGGUAGCCAGGAAAUCGUCGCCAAACAGCAUAAGCUUAUGGAGCUUGAGCAGCAGCAGCAUCAGCUGCAGCAGGAGUUGCAGCAUCAGAAACUGCAACUGGAAAAGCAGAUUCAGCAGCAGCAGCAAGACCAACUCAAGCAGCAGCUGCAACACCAGCAGCAGUUGCAGCAACAGCGGCAGGAGCAGGAGAGGAGACAGCAAGAUUUGCAGAGGCAGGCUUCUGAAAGAGCUUAUCAGCAGCAACAGCAACAACUUCAGAGACAUUUAUCAAUGGAGAGGUCGCAGCCACAGCAACCACAAUCAAUGCAGAGGCAUGUGUCAUUUGAUGCAGUUAGAUCUCCACCAUCACCGCAACCACAAAUUCAGAGGCAUGUUUCUUUUGAAAGGCCUCCGUCGCAGCAGCAACAGCAGCAGCAAUUGCAGCCACAGAUUCAGAGACAGACAUCAGUUGAUCGGGCACAACAGGGACAGAAUCUGAGGACUCCUCUCAUGAGGCAGAGUCAAGUGACGGAGAGGAUUAAUAAUCAUCCGCAAUACGAUCCCUGGUCGAUGAUGCAGACAUCGCCAUCGAUGUCUCUGUCGUUCCCAUCUUCAUCAUCCUCAUCGUCUUUGAGAUCCAUGACGUCACCCCCACCAUCAAGAUUUCCCUCAUCGCCAACCCCAAUGUCAUCAUCAUCGUCGCAUCGAUCCCUGUAUCAGCCGGCGUCGCCAUCACCGUCGUCGUCAUCAAUGAAGUCCACCUCCGUGUGGGAGCCAUGGCAGUAUCGUUCUUUGGAUAGGUAGCAUAACGUUUUGGGGGGAUUCACACUAGCCAGCUGUAAUUUGCAUGACUGCUUAAUUAGCAUGUCCCUAUUCACACGCAGCUAUUACGUAAGGGUCAUUCACAUAUGGCGCGGUAAUCACCUCAAAAACGCCGCAGCAAACUUUAAAUAUUUCAAGACUUGAAUGGCAAGUGGGAGGCGACAAAAUUAGCAACCCACCUAGACAGCGUAGUCCUUCUGCUUGGAGAAGUUUUUACCAUCUUUCGACUAUUGCCAUUUAAGCCAGAAUCGGUCUCAGCGGAACAUAUUACAUGUAUUCCCAAAUGAAAUAGACUGAUUUUUCAGUCCACCACAUGACUCUCUAUAAACUCGCCUAUACCUGAUGCAACAUGCGUAAAUGUGAAGCGCACUAUGUUUGCACUGUAUGUCAUUUUAUUUUGCUGUGCCAGGAUUUUGAAGCUGUUUACCACUUCAUGUGUGAAUGUACCCCUAGGAGGCUGAUCUAUGUGAAGCUCUAGACUUCUUCUGAAAUACUGAACAUCAGCUGACGAUAUACCUUCCAUCUUGUCCUUAAAAACCUCAAUAAGUUGUAUUGGCAACUCUUUGUCUGUACCACCCACAACUCUAAUACCCAAGCCACAUGACCAAACCAACUACAAGUCGACCGAUAACGAUAACCAAGAGCAUUUUGUCCAUUUGGGGUAGUGUAAUUUUUGUUUGGUCUAUGGUCGAUCUGGUGUUGGUCUUGUCGGGGGUGUCUUGCGGAUAAAGUGUUUGAAGCCCAAAGAUUUUUUAUGACUGAACAGUAAAGAAUCUGACUCAUUGUAAGCCUCCCCCACCCCUCAAAACAAGAUAUGUCAUGAAGAUCAAAAAGUACCGGUGGCUGAUACAUGUAUUUUCCAUUUUAUAAAUGUCAUAGAACUAAAAUGCUGCAACUCCAUGUAUUUAGUCUUCUAGGGAUAAUUCUCUCAUUUCUUUACACAGUGUAGUAUGUGAAUCUGUACUCCCAUAUUUGUAUUUUGCAUUGCAAGCAUCAGAUGCGAUAGCUGGGAGUUCCACCAUUUCGUCAGUAUUAAUUUUAGAACAAUUAUUCAACAGUCGCCCAAUAAUACCCAUGCACCAUUGUAUUAUUUGUAUAUCGAGGACUAGAAAUGGGGAAGAGCUCAAGAUUAGCUUUAAUGAACUGCAUGUUAGGUAAGGACGUUCCACAGUAAUGUUAGAGCGUACCUUAGCUACGCAGGGCCAGCUGAUCAUGUAUUUACUAUGCGCAAUACCAGAAACUUCAGGCGCUGUGCAUGGUGAAUACAUAACCAGCCGCCCUAAACUGCUAAGGUGCACAGGAACAGUACUGAGGAACACCUUAAAACAAAUUUCAUGGUCUCCCCUCCUUCAAGGAAGUCUAGCAUUUAAAGCACGGUCUUGAUGUACAUGUGACUCUUUUCCAUCCUGUUUCAAAAUUAUGCAAUUUAGAAAUUAAAGUGCACUUGUCUAUUAGAAGAUUUAGAAACAAAACACCUUCAAAAAAAAAGCGAUGGUAUGGUAUAUUUUUUACCAUACAUUGACCUUUAAUUUUACAUAGAUUGAUAUAAUUGUUAUCCUGUAAUCGUUGUAAUAUAUAUACUUACUAAACUGAUCAUGAUGCAAUAGUGAAAUCGUAGUGCUUAGAGAUUACCGGUAGUUGUAUUGUCGAUGAACAGUAUGGUUGUGAGAAUUACAUGUAUGUAUGUAAAUAAUAAUUUUAUUGGGGAGAGCAUUAAUUCAACUUGUAUCUGUACAUGCUUGGUGUGAUAUACUUUGUAAAUCUACAUCAAAUUAGGAUUUCUCUAAUCCAGUAAAACAACAAAAAUGGAGGAACAUGUAACAAAAGUGAAAUGCCAAAUUGUAAACGAAAGAAAUGAUUUUGAAUUCCACAUCUCGGCCAACUUUAGAUUUGUAUUAACUCUAAAUUAUGUUCCUGCACAUACCCAUAUGCACUGCUUGAUAAAAUCAAAUUAUCCAUGUAUCAUAUCAGCUCAUUUUGCACAUUGUCUCUUAUGGGAUGAAUUUGAGUUGUGCCAUAUCCCAUAGUUUUAUGGUUGACAUUAAUUAGAUGCCUAGAACAGAAAGUCAAGAAUGACGAUUGUAAUGAAGAUAAAGUUCAGAUAACGCAGGCUUAUACAACCUGCAAGUGUACUACAUGUAUGAUUGUAGUAUUUUUAAAAAUUAUUUAAACUGUAAUAUUGUUUAUGUCAAAAGGUGCUACCAAUAAAUUAGGAAAUUUCCUAAAGACAGUUGGGAUUCAAAAAGAAAUUUCUUGCCAUAGAUAACAGUGCCAAUUGAUUUUUUUUUCUUCUCCAAACUUUCUUGUACAGUUAAACUUAGAACAACUCAUUUCUUUGGGUAAAAUGAUGAGACAUGAUAAUAAUUCUUUAGUUGUGAUUUCAAGGAUGGUACAUUACUCUUCUUGUAUGAAGAAGCUUUGCCUUUUAAAUUGGCUAUUUAGUUUAUAUCCUUGUACUCUUUAUAAAGAGUUGAACAUGUAACUUUUUCCUGUGAAAACUAAACUUUCUAUGGCUUGUAUUUGUUCAGAUAUACAUGUAAGGAGAGAGAUUAAUUGAAAUCAACUCUAGAAAGAAUAAAGACAUCUGCAUUUUUUAAAUUAUAUAGUAGACCACACAUUGAUCAAUAUCAUUGAGAUCAAAUUUUGAUAAAUUUAGAGUUAUAGCAAUUAUAGUUCUCCCCCAUACUGGGCUCUAUGUUCAGAACUGUAUUUUAUCAUUUCCAGAUCAAUUCUUUGGAUGUAUGUAUACGGCAUUUCAUCUCCCUCUUAUUUAGGACUUAUAGAAUAGGAAUAUUAAUAACAAAGUCUUUGAAAGAUCUUUUUAAUUAUUUGCAUGUAUUUCAUGUGUAGGAUGGAAUGUAACCUUCUAUUAUUAUUUUUCAAUAGUAAUUAAUCAAUUAUCUAAUUACUAAUUUUCAUGCAUUUUUCUUUAACACCAGUACUACAGGUUAGAAAAAGUAUGUGUGUGUUUACUGUUUAUUCCGAUAAUGUCAGUUUCUUGAAUUUCUUUUGAAGAGUAUUUAAUAAUCUUCAUAGAAUUUUCAUUUAUCAUUAUUAAUCACAACAAAAAUCCAAGCAUGGCAUUGUUUUGAAGUUAUUACUGAUGUACACAGUAAUAAAAUAAAAAUGUAUAGUACAUUGUAGUUGAGAUUGUAUUAACGGAAUCCCUGAUAUUCAAACUGUAUAUAAAUUUUGGUUUUCAUAGUAUGCCCCAUCCUGCAAAAAAACCCCAGAAAAUUAGGAGGUUUAUUAGAUCUGUAUGGUAAACAAAGUAAAGGUCUAUGCAAUAAAUAGGAUUAUAUAAUAGGUCAAUAUCUAUGCAAUCGAUAUUAGAUAUUGGUUGAUUAUGCUUGUACACUGUAUGUCCCUGAAAAUGUAAAAAUGACCAACAUUGUGAGUGUUUUAGAAAAUUACAAUUCAUUGUCUAUUCCCUUGCAUAUACAUGUACAUGUAUGUUAAUUAAUUACUCUACGCAGAAGAUGAAUUAGUAUUUAUAUAAUGUACUAUUUGUGGAGAAAAUCUAGAUGUUCUAAGUUAAUGCUAUUAACAAGGGUUUGUGUAGUCGUAAACAUGUUACAUAUUUAUUUCAUUAUUUAAAGGAAGAUAUCAUCCAGAUGAAUAUCCCUUUAUACAUGUACAUGUACAUGUACAUAUGCACAGGGUACUUGCAUGAAAAUUUGACAGUUUAGUCAAACUAUUUUACUAACAAAAGGAAGUAAUAUUAAUAAUAAUAUGGAUUUUGUAUAGCACUAUAAAUGAAAAAAACUGUGAUGUCUCUGAGCGCUUUACAGAUAUCAUUAUAUGAAAAAUCAGGGCUGGAGGUAAAGUGAUGGCCAUGUUUUAUCACAUCCAUGGGCAAAAUCUCUGUACAUUCAUAUUUCUAGGGAUGUAUUGAUGUUGAAUGAUGUGUUACGAGUACAGUGCAUGAUAAAUUUGGACGAGUGCAGCUUGAGUUCUAGCCAGUGCUAAACAGGAGCGUAACUAGAUGUGUGGAGUAACCCCCCCCCCCCCUCCCUCCCCUCCCAAUAGCACAUAACAAACAUUUUGUCUGGAAAUUUAAUAUUUUCAUAGAUUGUUGCCAAAUCUUUAAAAAUCAAAACACAUGUUUACCCCUUUUUCUGCAUGUUCCUUGUUCUUGUUGGCGAAUGUGGUUUGACACCUCCCCCCCCCCCCCCCCCCUGUUCAAAAUGAUCUAGUGAUGCCCCUGUGUGGGCGCUUUAAUGAUAGAGAUAGAGUACACCAAAGAAUUCUGAGCAAAGGAAUUUAGUUGAGUGUUUAUGACACAUACCGGUACAUUUAUGUGGGAAGUUUUAAUUGAGUAUGUUCUAGAAUUUUGUAAAUGAUGGUGAAAUUAGAGAACUGUUUUAAUCGUGUGAGGUGUGUGAAAUUUGGUGGUUUAUGCGAGUCUGAUUAUGAGAAUAUGACAAGCAUGCAUUAGUUUGUCUCUUUUUUUUUUUUUUUUCAUGUUACAGUCACGUGUGGUCAGAAAAAUCAAGGGGAACAAGAAAAGCCGUCUAUUGGGAACCUGAUUUUACAUAAAAUCUUUUGUUCAUAUGGCAGGAUUAAUUAAGAAAAAUUGUAUAUAAGAAACAGUGAAAUGUGUAUAAAUGCAGUUGGUCUUCAUAAACUGUUUUCCACGUUUCACAGGAUUGUCAGGAAGUAAAAAAAGUGGUAUAUAAAGUCCUCUACAGAAAGUGGAUUUUUGCUAGCUAGGACAGGGUUGACUACAUUAUACACUCAGCAAAAAAAAAAAGGAAAAAAGUGGAGACUAUUUAUAAUUAAGAUUUUCAAAUAAAUGUUUAAUAUAAAGAUAUCUUUCAUAUCUCAAAAUCAACAAAUGAAUCCUCUUUAAGAUGUUAUGCAAUUGGAAUCAUACUUUUCAAGCAUGAGUGAGCAUAGCCAUUUAUUUAAAAAAAACAGGAUAAAAAGUCUUUGAAAAAUUGCAAAAAUUGGGCGCCUGGUGGUCAACAUUUUACUAUAUUAAAGCAGACAUUCAUUUACCAUACCUUGUAUAUUCUGACACUUGUGAUCAUUACUGGUAUUACCAAAUACCAAACUUACUGUAUUUGUCAUCAUUUUUUUGAAUGGUUGUAGCCUAAUUAAAAACAUGUUUUUGUGUUUAAUAUUGAGCUACAGGUAGAAUGGAUGUAUGGAAGUUGUACUAUGAUGUACUAUGGGUAGCUAGCAAAAUGCAGUCUCUAGAAAGUUUUUGUAAAUAUAAUAUACCUUAUCUCUUCCCUGAUUUAUCACAUGUUGUUUUAUUUAACUGUAAUAAAGAUCAACUUAUGACUAACCAAA
Molecule: messenger RNA, 8973 nt
Organism: Strongylocentrotus purpuratus (purple sea urchin)
Lineage: Eukaryota; Metazoa; Echinodermata; Echinoidea; Camarodonta; Strongylocentrotidae
Product: ras-associated and pleckstrin homology domains-containing protein 1-like
Exons: 13
Coding region: 31-3657 (1208 amino acids)
Biological process (GO): signal transduction
Cellular component (GO): plasma membrane; cytosol
Source: RefSeq, a predicted model, not a curated record